Molecule: messenger RNA, 1229 nt
Organism: Brassicogethes aeneus
Lineage: Eukaryota; Metazoa; Arthropoda; Insecta; Coleoptera; Nitidulidae
Source: the annotation of a GenBank genome assembly
GGUAAAUAUAAGUCUGAGAUAUGGUUAUCAUCAUUCACUUAGUAGACUUUAUUUGAGGUUUAUUCUUUUUCUAUGCAUAUGAGGUAAAGUUCAACUCUUCAACGCAUAUAUUCGUACCUAUAUACCUACAGGUAUAUCGUCUCCAAGUGCAAUUUUAUUUUAUUCUGGUUGUGGAGGCAUUAUUUUUUGGGAAAUUGGCCCACAGUGAGUUUGUCAAACUUUGAAUAGAAUCUUCGUACGAAAAUGUUUUAUCAUCCAAAUUUGAUUUCAAAUCAAGUUUCCUACACUUUUGGCCUAAAAAUUGAAAUUGUUCAAUUGCCACAGCAACAAUCCAUUCCUAUAGCGAAAGGAUCAACGAUUGACAAGUUUAUUGGGUUUUUCCCCACUGCAGACACGGACUUCGGUAUCCAGAUUGACAACACCGGCAACGACAGACGCAUAUCAUUUAAUCUGAAAGGCACCAAGGAUUUCGGGUCUUUCGUUGUAGGGGCUGGAAGGAAAGCCCUACUGAAAACUGUCACCGACAACGGCCGACAUUUUCAUUUUACCAGUCAAUCAGGCGAGAAAGGUAAAGAGGUGGUGGCGGCCAAUGCCGCGCGUAGCAACAUAACCUACGAAGAGUCUUCCGAAAUUUGCUCAAGGCUGGUGUUCGAUGUCGCCAUUGAGGAAAGUAAAUUCACCGUUACUGUAAUAACUACGACAAGUAAAGAAAUUGAAUUUAAAGUAUCGUCCAAUGAUACUUUUGAAACAUUAAUGCUCUUGAUUGAAGCCAAAGAAGGAAUUCCGCAGGAUCAACAGAGAUUCAUCUUUAAAGGCAAACAUUGUGAAGGCGGUCGCACGAUGAAAGAUUAUAAUAUACAAGCUGGUAGUACUAUCCAUAUGGUGCUUAGAUUGCGCGGUGGUGCCGUGUGCUUCAACUCGGUUAGAGGUGCUAAUGACGGCACGCAAAGUGUCAUGGCUGACGCUUCUUCGGCCAUUGAGGUUUCUGUAAACCAGAUUUCUGCUUCUACGUCUCAUGAAGAUGGUGAUAUUGAACGUGGGGCAAUUUGCUUUGGACAAAAAACCACUCAAACUUUUACAAAAUGUCGCAAUUUCAACAAAUCCGACGUUGAUAAUGUGAAACCAUUCACAUUGGAACUUUUUUUCAAUCCAAACAUGUAUUCUUUAGAUCCAUAAGUUGUGUGGUAUUUUUGUAAAAAAAUAAACAAUAAACUAUAUAUUUUAUAAUA